Molecule: messenger RNA, 9569 nt
Organism: Oryzias melastigma (Indian medaka)
Lineage: Eukaryota; Metazoa; Chordata; Actinopteri; Beloniformes; Adrianichthyidae
Gene: patj
Product: PATJ crumbs cell polarity complex component
Exons: 49
Coding region: 1057-6747 (1896 amino acids)
Molecular function (GO): protein binding
Source: RefSeq, a predicted model, not a curated record
CAGGAAAAUCACUAAUUGAAAUAAAAAUAUCCCUAAAUUAUUGUGGUUAUUAGAGAAACCAAUGAAAUAAUUUCUCCUGGAAAGUCUUGUUGCUUUAUACUUUACUCUAUACAAACAACAUCAGUUUGUUUUUGUUAGUAAAACUGCAUAUGUUUUUAUAGUUGUAAUAAUCUUGAUUUUAUAGUUCAUUUCAAAGAUUAUAUAAAAUUGAAAACUAUCUAUUAGUUCUUGUCAAGUUACUCUCAAUGAAAAUAUUUGAAUUGUCUGAAUUAAACACAACUCCCAUCUGAGUACAGUUAAAAAAAUAAAUAAAACUCAUUAUUGCCACUUAUAUUUUAGUGCAAAUGAAAAAAAAGUUAUGACAAAUAAAAAAAGCUAUUACAAACAAAUAAAAUAUAUUUAAAAAAGUAAAACUGUACCAAAAAUAUACAAAUAUAAAACUAAUAAACAUGCCAGGCUCUGCUGAAGCAGCAUUAUUUGAUCUGGAGCUUUUUAUUUUACAGACUGGAUGCUAAAGCUGACCUCUGACCUUUAGGAUUAUAGGUGGGUGAGCGGCCUUGAGACAAGUCAUCAAAUCUUUAAAAAUCAAAGACUACGUGAUUAUAGGCUGUGAGUGAACAAGAUGAAAAUAAAAUAAAAAAGAUUUUUGAUUUUAGGUCAGAUGAUAGAUCUGGAUAACUUCAUCUGCUGGUGUGGUUGGACUGGAUCAUUAGGGUGGAGUUUGGACCAACGACUGAAGGUGUUUCUGGACAUUCUUCCACAGAGCAGAAUGGACUGUCAGGGUUUGAUAAACACCAGCGAGAGUUUCUGUCAGUGUGACCCAUACUCCUCUAGAGACUCUGUGACUUUGUCACAGGAAGUCACGAAGACAAAAGUCACGGAUCGACUCUCACGGUCACGUGACCCGCCCUCAGAUACCUGUCAGCCUCCACCUGACUUCAAAGUCCACAGGGACAGCUGCCAUUUCCGAUUUCUCGGGAAGGCAGCGUCACAGGACUCCGGUGCGGUUCCGAAUCCAGUUCAAGUUGAUGAACAGCAGACGGCGUGAGGACGGCGAUGUUUGAAAAUGUCCCUACAGUGUCCUCAGUGGAGCGCCAGCAGGUUCUGGGAGCUCUGGAGCGUCUCCGGGCCAAGCUGGUCCAAAGGGAGGAGUGGACCCACAGUGACAGGCUGGCCAACCUGCAGGUGGCGCUACAGAGUCCGCUCUUCAGCCACAUCCUGACCCUGCAGCACUCCAUCAAGCAGCUGCGAGACCAGCUGAGUGACAUGCCUCCUGAUGCCGACUUCGCCUUCUCCAAAAAGGGGCAACUCCUCCUAAGCGCCUUUGAUCCCACCACUACUUCAGCCCCUCCCACCUUCUCAGACCCCUCCUCCGUUCUGACCAAUGGCUCGCAUCCGUCCAUCCAUCAGACUCCACCCCCUCCCGACCAUCUGCAGAAGUGGAUCCUUGCUGCAGCCAAGGGGCGGGACACCCAGGUGAUCACCCUGAUCCGGCCCCCUUCCACCAGUCUGGGCUUCAGCGUGGUCGGCCCCACUUCUGCAGGCGGUGCCACUCAAGGCUUCUUCGUGAAACACAUCCACCCAGGAGGGAUCGCACAUAGGGACGGGCGUCUCCGGGAGCUGGACCAGAUCCUGGCGAUAAAUGGCAGUCCUCUGGAGGCGGUGCUCAACCACAAAGAAGCCCUCAGCCUCCUGCAGCAGCCUGGCGAGAGGGUGGAGCUUGUUGUGGCCAGGAACCGCCCUCCUGAGACAAAGGCCACUCCCCCUGCACUUGGCAGCACGCCUCAGUGGGGUCACGUGGAGGAAAUCGAACUCUUCAACGACGGGUCAGGACUGGGAUUUGGAAUCGUUGGUGGGAAAACGAGCGGCAUGGUGGUCAGGACCAUCAUUCCGGACAGCGUAGCCGACAAGGAUGGACGCCUCCGCACAGGCGACCACAUCCUCCGCAUUGGGGCCACGCCCACCAGCGGCCUCACCAGCGACCAGGUGGUGCAGGUGCUGCAGGCCUGUGGCAGCCGAGUGACCAUGCUGAUCGCCAGGGACCCCCAGGCUCAGAAGUCAGUGGCCCCGCCUCCUCCAGCACCUCCUGACUCCGCCCCCAUCACCGGCCCACCUCAACUGCCGGAAGCUCCACCCCAACAUCGAGCCAGCAAGAUGCCAAACCUGGAAGGAUACGAGAUCCAUGAAGUUUCUCUGACCAAGAAGGACGGCCAGAGUCUGGGCAUCUCCAUCAUCGGCUACAACCCUCUGACCAGCUCAGAUGCUGUGGGGGUGUACGUGAAGGAGGUGGUUCCCGGCAGUCCUGCAGAUCUGAGCGGGAACGUCCGAGUCCAGGACCGCCUUCUAGCCAUGGACGGCGUGAGUCUGCACGGUCUGACCAACCAGGAGGUUCUGAAGGUGAUGAAGCAGACGGGUCGCACCGUGCAUCUCACGCUGGUCAGAAAGAAAGCCCGAGCUCCAGAGAGGUCGCUGGAUAAAGUGCAGAGGGAGUCUUCUCGGGCGUCCUCCAGGAGGUCUCUGCAGAAGACGGCGCGCUCCUCAGAGUCUGGAUCCAUGACCAGGAAGCAGGGAGCGUACCUGAACGCAGCACGGCUGGACGAGGCUACAGAAGCAGAACUUCGGGCCAAAUGGGAGCAGGCUUUGGGUCCAAACUAUCAAGUCCUGGUGGUGGAGAUGGAUCCGGUCAUAGAUGAUGCAGAGCUGCAGAAGUCCUCAAAGCUGCUGCCGGUCCACACUCUGCGUCUCGGUGUAGAGCUGGACUCGUUUGACGGUCACCACUACAUCUCCUCUGUGGCUCCUGGAGGUCCCGUGGACCGACUCGGAGUCCUGAGACCAGAGGAUGAGCUGCUGGAGGUGAAUAACGUUCAGCUGUACGGGAAGACCCGCCGUGAGGUGGUGUCCUUCCUCAAAGAAGUGCCUCCUCCCUUCACCCUGGUCUGCUGCCGACACCCCAACUCUGAUCUGGAGCCCGAAUCCGAGCUAGAGUCAGAGUCUGAGCCAGAACCAGAACCAAUGAUGCCAGCAGAGCGAGCACCAACAAAACCAUCAGAGAGCAGCCUGGAAGAGAUGGAGAUGAAACUGUCCUCCAUGUUUCUGGAACACCUGCAGCCGGACCCCAGACAGGAGCGAGCGUUGCCUGUUGAGAAUUUCUUGAAGGAGGAGGUGACUCCCCAUCACGGUGAAGAGGAUGAAGAUGAGGAGAAGGAUGAGGAAGAAGAGGAGGAGGAGCUGGCUCUGUGGUCUUCAGACGUGCAGACGUUGGAGCUGCAGAAGCAGAGAGACAAAGGCCUCGGCUUCAGCAUUCUUGACUACCAGGACCCGCUGGAUCCCGGUCGCUGUGUGAUGGUGAUUCGUUCUCUGGUUCCCGGAGGCUCAGCAGAGAGCCACGGCGGUCUUCUUCCUGGAGAUCAGCUGGUGUCAGUCAACAGCACUCCCUUGGACGCUCUCACUCUGGCCCAGGCCGUUGACGUCCUGAAGGCUGCUCCGCCUGGUCCGGUCCGCCUGGGAAUCCGCAAGCCACUCGUGGAAGCUCCAGGAGUGAGAAGAGAAGAGUCCUCCCAAGGAAACACUCCAGCUGUGGAAAAGGCUUUUGAGGAAAACCUCGUCAUCCCAGAGGAGGAGCUGGAGGAACCAGAGCUGAUCCUAGAUGGAGGUCUCCCUCGCUACACCACCCCUUUGCUCUCUGAUCUCCUGGCUGGAGAGGAGCUCAAGGAGAUGGCUGUGGAUGAAGAGGAAGAAGAGGAGGUGGAUCAGAUGGAGAAUACAGCUGAGGAGAAGUCGGUCCUCAGAAGAUCUCCUCCAUCCUGGCAAGAAUGGAAGCUCUCCUCCAGCGAAGACGCCAAAGGAGCAAAGGAGAUGUGGAGAAAAGAGGAGCAAGAGGAGGAAGAGGAGGAAGAGGAGGAGGACAGGCUGGCGAGGUCGGACAACGAGAGCGUUGGAUCUUUGGGAAAAUUUAUAUUGGGUCUGUCCGAGUCCAGAGACAGCGAGGCCGACACCGAGCUCACGCUGACCGACACCGACACCGAGUCUGUCAGGAAGAUGGACACAGCAAGGAGGAAGAGGCGGAGCCAAAGGGAAUCCCUUCAGCCAAUGAGAGGAGGUCGCAGCGUCCUGCCUGAGAGGGAGGCUGGGGAGGGAGAGGAAACACCCCCCUACAGCCACUGGGGACCCCCCCGCAGGGUGGAGGUGUGGCCAGAGGAGGGCGAGUCUCUGGGGCUGAGCAUCGUCGGGGGGCGACACGUCAUAAAGCGGCUGAAGAACGGAGAGGAGCUGAAGGGAAUCUUCAUCAAGCAGGUUAUUCCAGGCAGUCCUGCUGCUCAGACCCAGAGCCUCAAGACCGGGGACAAGAUCCUGGAGGUGUCGGGCAUUGACCUGCGAGCCGCAAGUCACGAGGAGGCGGUCAGCGCCAUCAAGUCAGCUCCGAGUCCCAUUGUCUUCAUCGUCCAAAGCCUGUCGUCAGUUCCCCGGCCGGCGUCCAUUACGCCAUCAAACUACAAGCAGAAAUCCAAAAGGACAGAGUCUUUGCCUCUGCAGAACCCAGAAGCAGACCUGCCCCCCCUCAGGCAGCCCCCACCCUACAGACCUCCAAGCCAACUGUCAGAACUUAGCCAGUCCUCAGAGCUGGGCCGGGCUAAAGAGCGAUGGUGUGAGCGCUAUGGAGACCUGCAGGGGGAGCUGCUCUGCGUGGAGCUGGACAAGGAUCGGCAUGGCUUGGGUCUCAGCCUGGCGGGAAACCGAGAUCGCUCCUGCCUUAGCAUAUUUGUGGUGGGGCUUCAUCCUGGGGGGCCGGCAGCCCGUGACGGACGCAUUCGGGUCGGAGACGAGCUCCUGGAGAUCAAUGACCACAUUCUUUAUGGGCGGAGUCACCUGAACGCCUCGGCUAUCAUCAAGAGCGCUACGUCCAAAGUGAAACUCAUCCUUCUCAGGAAUGAAGACGCCAUAAACCAGAUGGCUGUAGCCCCAUUCCCGACUCCACCUCCUCCCCCCCUCAUCCCCUCUGAGGGAUCAGACACAGUUAUGAGCAACAGCAAAGGGAAGAGUGCCUCCGCCCCAUCCGAUGGACCCCGCCCACCUGGAAGUCUGAGGCUCCACCCCUUGUCCGACACUCCGGACGAGGUGAUGAGCGACGAAGCUGAACAAUGCGAAAAGAGCCGCAGCAGCGCCCCCAAGAGUCUGACAGAGGCCUGUAGCUCCACAAAGAGGCUGAAAGCUGCAGAAGCUCCAGAAAAUCAGCUGCAGGCUCCAAGGGCCUCAACGGUGCUUCAGUCCUUCAAGUCGAACAGCAGCUCCAGAGUUUCCUCUCCUCCUCUGAUCAGCCCCGACGUGCACACCUCUCACCCUGACCCGUCCUGCUGCGCCGUAGUUCCCGGUCAGGAAACGCUUCUGGAGAUCUGUAAGGGCCGAUCAGGAUUAGGACUGAGCAUCGUGGGAGGCAGAGACACACAGCUGGAUGCCAUCGUGAUCCACGAGGUUUAUGAAGAAGGAGCAGCAGCCAAAGACGGGCGCCUGUGGGCCGGAGAUCAGAUCCUGGAGGUGAACGGUGUGGACCUCCGCGGGGCGUCCCACGAGGAGGCAAUCGCCGCCCUCCGUCAGACGCCAGCAAAGGUUCGGCUGACUGUACUCCGGGACGAGGCCCAGUACAGAGACGAGGAGAACCUGGAUGUGUUUAAAGUGGAGCUGCAGAAGAGGAGCGGCAGAGGGCUGGGGCUCAGCAUCGUCGGGAAAAGAAGCGGCAGUGGCGUGUUCAUAUCUGAAGUGGUCAAAGGGAGCGCCGCUGAGCUAGAUGGUCGACUGAUGCAGGGAGACCAGAUUCUGUCAGUCAAUGGAGAGGACACGAGACACGCCUCCCAGGAGGCGGCAGCUGCCAUUUUGAAGUGCGCUCGAGGUCCCAUCUUAUUGGAGCUGGGUCGACUCAAAGCAGCAUCGUGGAUUUCAUCCAGGAGCAGCUCACAGGGGAGCCAGGUGAGUCACGUCAGCAGGAGCAGUCCAGGUGUGGUGGCUCCACCCCUCUCUCAAAAUCCAAUAUCAUGUGACCCUCCAACUUCCACCCAAACCUUAAACAACAACACCACCAAACACAGCAGUGAUGUCACUUCCUGUCCAGGGGGGGGCGCAGGUGUGCGGACCGUGGAGUUCAGCAGGGGCAGCACCGACUCUCUUGGCGUAAGUGUGGCUGGGGGAAAAGGCAGUCCUUUAGGGGACAUUCCCAUCUUCAUUGCUAUGAUUCAAGCCAGUGGACUUGCAGCAAAGACACAACAGCUGAAGGUGGGUGACAGGAUUGUCAGUAUUAACGGUCAGUCAGUAGACGGUCUGUCUCACAGUGAGGUGGUGACCAUCCUCAAGAACAGCUACGGAAACAUUAGUCUGCAGGUGGUGGCCGACACAAACAUCGGCAUCAUCGCCUCUCAAGUGGAGAGUUUAACUAGCAGCUCCGGUCUAUCUGCCAACACGGACACACACCACGCAGCUGAGUCUGAGGGUCCACGGCCCAACACCAUCACCCUGGAGAAAGGCUCUGAUGGUCUGGGCUUCAGCAUCGUUGGAGGCUUCGGCAGUCCCCAUGGAGACCUGCCCAUCUACGUGAAAACUGUUUUCAGCAAGGGGGCAGCAGCCGUGGAUGGGCGUCUGAAGCGCGGCGAUCAGAUCCUGUCGGUGAACGGUGAGAGCCUCCAGGGUGCGACACAUGAGCAGGCGGUGACCAUCCUCAAGAAGCAGAGAGGAACCGUCACGUUGGAGAUCCUGUCAUAACGUGACCUGAAUGCACACACAAACACCUGCACUCUCAGACUGCAUGUGAAGUCUUCUCUCCUCUGUGUUUUCCCGCUCAAACGAACUGGAGGGCAGAACCAGCAUUCACUGAUGUCAGAGCCUCUUAGUCUCUUCCAGAACAUUUUGAAUUUCCCCAAGUUACAGUUGCUUUUCCUUUCAGUGUGUAUUGACAACUUCAAAUCAAAUCACUUCGUUUUGGGGGUUUUUCUGUGGCCCGUCCCAUGAAAGAUCCCAACCACAACCUAUCCAUGCAGCUCCACGGUCCACUUCUGAGGUGUUCUUUAAAGAACCACAAGCACUCGGACCAGAACUGAACUAGCUCAGUGGUUCCUUCUGGGAAUCCAGCUAAUAGGUCCACAACCUCCAAACAUACCAAAAUCAGACUUCGUCUUUAUUUGUGCCAUGCUAAUCAUAAAUGAUACAAUACCAACCUAGAGAAGGAUGAAUUCCUCACAGCAGAUCAGCUUCUAAUGAUCUCUCCAAGCGUUUCGUCUGAAACCCUUCAUUCGUUUCUGUUGCUCUGAUCCACUUGAUGGUAAAGCUGUUGUCUGCAGUUGUUUGACGCAUUUGUUACGGCAGAAGCAUAAAUAAGUCGUCACGACCUUUAAUCUGUUAGCAUGUCUGCAUUUAUACAAUGGUCAAAAUGGUCAAUAUUAACACUGAUUUGUUUGUUUUAAGUAAAUGCCAAAAUGUUACAAUACUCAAUUCAAAUCAGGUUGACGUUUGGAGUUUUUUUCAUUGGUUCUCCUAUGUUGCCUUUUUGGACAGAAAACAUCUUCAGACUUGAUUAGAAGCAAAAUAAAUGUACUUAAACUAAAGCUCUGCCUCUGGGCGCAGAGUUUAAAAUGUGCCAUCAUGCCGAAGUCGAACUGUGAAAUUUCAUUCAUAAAAGAUGGAAAACUUUACCUUCUGAAAUUUGACUUUGGACUAAAAUAAUUUUGUCACCGUCUGAAGAUAUUUCUUUCUUGUUCAGCACACUUAUUGUCGCAUAAAUCUAGUUAUUGAGGGUGGAACCGUGACAUUCUGCUCUGUGCUGGGAGAUCUGAGUCAGAACGUCAGAGGGACUCUAGUCUAAUCCAUCAGUUUAGCUCUAAUGUCGUUCAUCUAUAUGAAAUAAAAACAUGCCUUUUUGUGAAAAAAUAUACAAAAAAGAUGAUUGUUUAUGGAGCUUCAUGACCUUCUAGUUCCAUCAGCAUCAGCUAGUUUCCCUGACGUUCAUCAGAGGAACAUCAGGGGCUUAUUUUCUUUGUCAAACUGCUUUAAAGUUAGUUUCCAUGGAAAGCAUCUGAGACUUAAACUGCUGGGAUGUAAAGAAACUAUCCUGAAGAGGCUAGUUCUUCUGGAAGCUAUGCAGAACGUAUCCACGAUGAUCUUAAAAGUUGCAGUUUAAUCUCAGAUGCAGCAUUAAAGGUUUUCAUCUCCCACUGAUUUAUGGGUCAUGGAGCUUUUUUAACGUUUGGAGAUGAAUCUCAGGACCUGGUGGGCAUGAACACCCAACCUCGCCCCCAACAACAGACACGGUGUCUUCCAUAAUAGUUGUCAUAGAGAGAGAAAUAAAAUUAUUUUGUAUAAUAAAUGUUUUGUAGAUGCAAAGAGGUCACAGUCUAAUGUUAAUAUAGAGAUGUGUGCACAUGUUAAAAUAAAUAUGAAACUAUUUCACAGUUUCUGUCAUGUUUCAUCCAUUCUGAUUGUCUUGAAAUGGGAUGGAAGGAUUGAAAAUUAGCAUCCAUUAAGGACGUACCAGGUUUCCCUAACAGAGGUCUGGUGCAAAACUAGAUCCAAAGAAACAAAUUGAACCUUUUCAGUAAGUAAUUUUGUUUAGUUUUCCCCAGAAUUCAAAAUUGGCUUUAAUUUUGAAAUGAAUGUACCUGAAAUGUGUCAAUUUCAGCUCCACAGCAUUUCUAAAACCUUUAAAAAUAUAUAUAUAUAUAUAUUUUAGACAAAUUACAAGUUAUCAACUUCUUUGAAAAGUUUCCAAAAUUAUUUUUAAAAAAAAUAAAUGUUCUUAGCUGCUGAUUGAAAAGUUUAAAUACCCCAUUACUAUGAGGAAAAAUACAGUAAAACCACCAAUAAAGUUUUUUCAAAGUAGCUGUGUUAGCUUUGUUAUCAAAUGAAAGCUAGCUAAUGUUAGCUUUAUUAUCUGUGGUCCUUAAACCAACAUAGCCAGACAGCAGUUAUUCUGUGUUACAGUAUUUUUGUUAUUUCAGACAUUUGCUGAUUUAUUGCUCACAAAAAUGUGUCAAAGUUUUCUUUUCUCUCUUGUAAUCUUCUUUUAUUUUGUUAGCUGAAUAGCUAACUAGCUAACCAUUAGGCCCACAGAUCAUCCAGCAAUUGUCACGUUCUUUUAAACAUGUGCUGCUCUAUAAAUUAAAGCUAAUUUAGAGAAUUUCUGUUGUAAUUUUAACAGCUUGAAUUAAAUAACGUGUUAGCAAGUAAAUGUACAUCAACUGGUAGCAGUUUAAAUGGUAAAAUAUGCUACCUACAAUCAUGCUGAUACGUUAUGUUGACAUAAUUAUUGUCCAAACUUAUCUUAUUUUUGUAGAUAAACUAUAAUUUAUUUUUUUAACUUCACUUGGAAUUAACACACUAGAGAAAUAUGUUUCAAUUCCUAAUGAAAGCUUAGAAGCCUUGUGUCGUAUUACUGUAGCAAUGUGACUUCAUUAAAGUCUCAUGUCAUGACUUGGUUUUAUUUACUUGUCAUAUUAUGUCAUUAAUGUAUUUUGUUAUGAUUUUUUUAAUUCAAGCUUUGUUUAGGUCAGUCAUUAAAUAAAAAUAAAUAAAUGAAGUAUCUUUGAAUUGUU